AUGGUUUCUGUCAAGAUCACAACCUUGGCCGUGCUCGCUCUCGCCGCUGCCGACACCGUCAUCUCCACCAUCGUUGUCACCAAACCUGUACAGUCCACAACCGGUCAUGGUGGCAAGCGUCUAAACAUCGAAUGGAACGACGAUGGCAAGACACCCACACGACGUGAUUGGGGCCGUGUCAACAUUUACCUCGCCACCGGCUCGCGCGAUGUGCAGUACAAGCUGCAGACACUCGCCACCAACGUCUCGUACAAUGCGGGUGAGGGUCGAUAUCAGAUCAGCCCCACCGUCGGCCCUACCGGUGGCUACUACUUCCUCCGAUUCGAAGGCACCAACACCACCACCAACAGCAUCCCCGCCAUGGCCUUUUCGGCUCGUUUCCGUCUCGAAGACAUGACGGGCAACUUUAACUCGACCAUAAUGUCGACCAUCCAGGGAGGUUCGGGUACCGGUCAGCUCACCACCACUGUUGCUAGCGCCACCUCGUCUGCUUCGACGCCCAACUUUUUCGGAGCCUCGUCUUCCACCCAGAGCGCUCUCGCUGCUACCACUACCCCGGCAACAGGCUCCGGUAGCGCCGCCUCUUCGCAGUCGACAACUGUCAAGUCGAGCUCAUCUGACGCUUCGGCUGCGAACAAGAUGGCUGGUUUCCUCAGCGCAUUGGUCGGUGCUGCUGCUGUUGGUGCCGCUUUACUCUGA
Molecule: messenger RNA, 699 nt
Organism: Mycosarcoma maydis (corn smut)
Lineage: Eukaryota; Fungi; Basidiomycota; Ustilaginomycetes; Ustilaginales
Exons: 2
Coding region: 1-699 (232 amino acids)
Biological process (GO): (1->6)-beta-D-glucan biosynthetic process; cell wall biogenesis
Source: RefSeq, a predicted model, not a curated record